This is a messenger RNA of Eupeodes corollae, 3819 nucleotides long. RefSeq names its product neuronal acetylcholine receptor subunit alpha-7 (gene nAChRalpha6). Gene Ontology annotation, molecular function: transmembrane signaling receptor activity; acetylcholine-gated monoatomic cation-selective channel activity. The record is from RefSeq and is a predicted model, not a curated record. NCBI's taxonomy places the organism in Eukaryota, Metazoa, Arthropoda, Insecta, Diptera, Syrphidae. Gene Ontology annotation, biological process: nervous system process; monoatomic ion transmembrane transport; regulation of membrane potential. Gene Ontology annotation, cellular component: synapse; postsynaptic membrane; neuron projection. The transcript is spliced from 13 exons. The coding region runs from base 923 to 2389 and encodes 488 amino acids.
AAAUCCAAAUUUUUAAUAAAAUUCCAAAUUUUAAUUAAAUAAAUUUAAAACAAUAACAAAAUUUCAUCGAGGCAUAAUUAUAUUAAAGUAUGGAAAAUAAAUGCAUAUUAAAUGAUCGAAAUUUUACAGCUGGUGGAGAGUGUUACUUCAGACAAAAAACGAUUUGGCUUUUAAGUGAAUACAACCAUUCAUAGUAUCUCAAUGAAAAUAAUAACAAUGAUGAUGUUCAUGUUAUAGCGAAGAUUUAACCGCAUCUAGAAAAACCAAAAAAUAUCGACAUAAUAAGAACACAAAAAUUAAGAAAACUAAAUAAGUUCAACAGAAAGCCGAUUGAUAUUAGAAAAAGAUUCGUUCGCUGAUUGAAAUAAUCGUGCAUUCCAAAAAUUCAAAAGCGAGUUAAUGAUUGUUGGUUUCUGCUUUUAUUGAAAAUUUUGUUUUUGAUAAAAAAAUUAAAAAAAUAGAACUCAAAAACUAUUAUGAUAUUCAGCUAAAUUAUAGCUACUUAUCCUUUAUCUUAAAAAAAAAAUCGGUUAAGAUGAUCUAAGAGUGUACGAUUUAGAAAGUUAUAGCCUAUAUCAUUUAAGAAAAUAUUAAUCAAGCUCAAAUAGAGACAAACAUACUUACCUACAUUCAAAACGAUAGAAAUUAAUUUUCGAAAACCGCCGCGAAUGUGUUUUAACGGCAAAUCAUUUAGAAGGACAUAGCAUCCGUCAAACAUUUUUGAUUUUUGGGGACAGUGUACAGAUUACAUUAAACAACACGGAAAAACAAACUUCUGUCGCCGCCGCCGUGAAAAGAGGCGCUCUAUAAAGCUGGUGAUACAAAAGUAACUACUGCAGAAAAGUUUAAUUAUUUUAAACGAAAAUUUUUGAGAUUCAACGGAAAAAGGCGUUUAACAUCGCCAGAACAAACAAUCAGGGACAUGGACACUCUCCUGUUUGCUAUGUUCAUCUUCCUUGUGAUAAUAAAAGAAAGCUGCCAAGGCCCACACGAAAAACGCUUACUAAAUCACCUACUAUCUAACUAUAAUACCCUAGAACGACCCGUAGCAAAUGAAUCAGAACCACUUGAGGUAAAAUUUGGUUUGACACUGCAGCAAAUAAUUGAUGUGGACGAGAAGAAUCAACUUCUUAUAACCAAUCUUUGGCUUUCUUUGGAGUGGAAUGACUAUAAUCUACGAUGGAAUGAUUCAGAAUUUGGAAAUGUCAAGGAUCUUCGAAUAACACCGAAUAAACUGUGGAAACCUGAUGUUCUUAUGUACAAUAGUGCGGAUGAGGGAUUCGAUGGCACGUAUCACACCAACAUUGUGGUCAAACAUAACGGCAGUUGUCUGUACGUGCCCCCUGGUAUCUUCAAGAGCACAUGCAAGAUAGACAUCACGUGGUUCCCAUUUGAUGACCAACACUGCGAAAUGAAAUUCGGUAGUUGGACUUACGAUGGAAAUCAGUUGGAUUUGGUUUUGAAUUCCGAAGAUGGAGGGGAUCUUUCCGAUUUCAUAACAAAUGGCGAGUGGUAUUUGCUUGCCAUGCCAGGAAAAAAGAACACAAUCGUCUAUGCAUGCUGCCCCGAACCUUACGUUGAUGUUACAUUUACGAUACAAAUACGUCGACGAACACUUUAUUACUUUUUCAAUUUAAUCGUACCGUGUGUGUUAAUAUCAUCGAUGGCUUUAUUAGGAUUUACUCUUCCACCCGAUUCCGGAGAGAAAUUAACAUUAGGCGUUACAAUACUUCUAUCAUUAACAGUUUUCCUUAAUCUCGUUGCGGAAUCAAUGCCGACAACGUCGGAUGCUGUUCCUCUUAUAGGCACUUACUUCAAUUGUAUUAUGUUCAUGGUGGCGUCAUCUGUUGUGCUGACUGUCGUGGUACUAAAUUAUCAUCAUCGCACUGCGGAUAUUCACGAAAUGCCACCGUGGAUAAAAUCAGUUUUCCUACAAUGGCUUCCAUGGAUUUUACGAAUGGGUCGGCCCGGUAGGAAAAUAACUAGAAAAACAAUAUUGCUAAGCAAUAGAAUGAAAGAGUUAGAAUUGAAGGAACGUUCUUCAAAAUCCCUGCUAGCAAAUGUAUUAGAUAUUGAUGACGAUUUUCGGCAUACAAUAUCUGGAUCACAAACAGCAAUAGGAUCAUCGGCAAGCUUUGGCCGGCCGACGACGGUAGAAGAACAUCACAACUCUAUAGGAUGCAAUCAUAAGGAUUUGCAUUUAAUUCUUAAAGAAUUGCAAUUUAUUACGGCGCGAAUGAGGAAAGCAGACGACGAAGCGGAAUUAAUAAGCGAUUGGAAAUUCGCUGCAAUGGUUGUGGAUAGGUUCUGUUUAAUUGUUUUUACACUUUUUACAAUUAUUGCAACGGUGACCGUACUGCUGUCAGCUCCUCACAUCAUAGUGCAAUAAAAUAAGUAUAAUAUUUAUUUAGCAUUAAUAGUUUCAAAUGUAAAACAAAUUGAAAACAAACAACAAAAAAAAACAAAAUUAUUAUAUAUUAUUAUUAUUAUAUAAAAACAAACAAACAAAAAUUUGAAAUAAUAUUAUUUAUAGCGUUGUUAAAUAAUAUUGUAAGCUCAGAAUAUAAAAAUUAAAAUUAAAACAAAAAAAAUACUUCAAUACACACAAAGAAAAAAAAACAAACAUACAUCAUCCACACAUACACACAUAUUCACAUUCAUUAUGAAGGAAAAAUAAUUAAAAUAAAAACAAAUGCAAAAACCUACAAUAAUAGUAAUUAUAAUUACCAAAGUAAAUUUAUAUAGUUAAAAAUUAAAAAAAAAAAAAAAAACAAAGAAAACAACUUGUAGAUAAUGAAAUUUAAUUAAAAAAUAAAACACCACACACUGAAAACAUACACAUACAAGCAUUAUACACACCCAUACACAAAACAAAAACCUAUAUAAAAAAUAAAACUGCCGUUAUUUAUAUGAAUACGAAAAAAUAAUAAUUAUAAAUAUAAAAAUACAUAAUUUGUAAAAAUACACAAAAACCCAAAAAAAUUAAAAACAAAAAACUAGUUAAACAAAAAUAAUAAAUACAUUGGACCUUCAUCCAUAUGAAUUUUUACAUAUAUAAGCAUAUGAAAAAAAAAAAAACAAAACAAAAAUAAAAUAUAAAUAUAUUAUUUAUUUUUUUAUUUAGGACAGAUUUUAUAAAGAUACAGAGAGAUUGUUCCUAUGAAACACACAAAACAAAUAAGAAAAACAAAAAAUUAUAUGAAAAACAAAUUAAAACAAAAUAAUGAAGAAAACAAAUAUUGAACAUAUUUAUGUAUUUUUAUUGUAUAAAUAAAACAAAAAUAUGAAUGAAAGUAAGAGAAGAAGACAGAGAACAGACAAAAAUACAACAAAAAUUGCGGCUGCGAACGAGAAAACCUACAAAGAGAGAGAAAGAGAGAAUAAUAAAUUGCAAGAAAAAUGCAAACAAAAUGAAAAUAUUUUUGUUACAAAUUUCUCAUAUUUUUUCUUAAAAAACAAAAAAACCAACACUAAUUUUUAUAUAAUUUUAUUUUAUUAAUUUUAAUCUAAGUGUUUUUUAUUUGAAUGUUUAAAUAAAAAAUAGAAAACAAAACUUUAUACAUACAAUAUAGUUAUAAAAAGAAAAUAUAUACAUUAAAUUAAAGAACAAAAAUAGGAACACCAUAAAUAAGAAAAUAAUAUUUAUAGAAAAAGAAAACAGAAAUACACAAAAAGAAAACCAACCAAAAUUGAGAAAAAAAAAAACAAAAACAAAAACAACUCACUAUAAAACUCAUAUAAAAUGUUAUAUAGAUAUUAUUAUACCUACACUCAUAAAUAAUGUAAAAUAGAAUGAAUGAUGCAUUACAAAAACAAGUU